AUCCACCCUCCUGAAUACGGCAGUGUGGUGCCAGCAACAUUUCCAAUUCGUCCUCCUCAGCAAUGCACAGGCCUAUUCUUAGCAUUAUGGCAUAUUGAAGACUUCUUCAAACGCACCUUUUAAGCGUCUUCGUUUGUGAAACUUAAAAUAGACCGCUCUCUGGCCACAGGACGGAUUUUCGCCACCCCCUUCCCGGCGGUGUCAGUUAUCUUAUGCCUCAGAUUUCCAUUGAGUGAAACUAUAAAAGGUCACCGGGAGCACCGGGAAGAUCACUGCAGUCGACUCGGAGUCUUGUCUGUAUCAUCUGUAAGCCACAGCAAAGAAAACAAAGAACACCACAAUGGCAUUCUCAGGUGUACUGGCUGAUGCUGAUGUCGCUGCAGCCCUGGAAGGGUGCAAAGACGCUGGCACUUUCGACCACAAGAAGUUCUUCAAGGCAUGCGGACUGGCCGGCAAGACACCUGCCGAGGUCAAGAAGGCCUUUGAAAUCAUUGACCAGGACAAGAGUGACUUCAUUGAGGAGGAUGAGCUGAAGCUGUUCCUCCAGAACUUCAAGGCUGGUGCACGUGCAUUGACUGAUGACGAGACCAAGACUUUCAUGAAGGCCGGUGACACCGACGGUGACGGCAAGAUUGGAGUUGAUGAGUUCACUUCAGUGGUUAAGGCAUAAGAAGUCACCUGACCAACCACACAUGCUCUGAUGGAACAACAAAGCUCACUUCGACCUCCCCCUUUUCAUCCAAAUAUAGGCUAAAUAACUUUUAUACAUUUGCUUAAGAGACGUUUCCUCCUAUGCAACACACUGUCCAAAAUGAUGAUUAUGAAUGUCGCUCGGUUGUGUUCAUGUCUUAAAUAUGAAUUUUGCUUAUUGUAAAAUCUAUGAUGCACUUUCCAGGAACGAACGGUAAAAAAGAAUAAAUAUUCUUUGCUACGGUC
This is a messenger RNA of Notolabrus celidotus (New Zealand spotty), 936 nucleotides long. Its product is annotated as parvalbumin beta-like. Gene Ontology annotation, molecular function: calcium ion binding. The coding region runs from base 341 to 670 and encodes 109 amino acids. Gene Ontology annotation, cellular component: cytoplasm; nucleus. NCBI's taxonomy places the organism in Eukaryota, Metazoa, Chordata, Actinopteri, Labriformes, Labridae. The record is from RefSeq and is a predicted model, not a curated record. The transcript is spliced from 5 exons.